Molecule: messenger RNA, 4366 nt
Organism: Botrytis deweyae
Lineage: Eukaryota; Fungi; Ascomycota; Leotiomycetes; Helotiales; Sclerotiniaceae
Exons: 4
Coding region: 980-4042 (1020 amino acids)
Biological process (GO): aspartyl-tRNA aminoacylation
Cellular component (GO): aminoacyl-tRNA synthetase multienzyme complex; cytosol; cytoplasm
Molecular function (GO): RNA binding; aspartate-tRNA ligase activity; ATP binding
Source: RefSeq, a predicted model, not a curated record
CAUCAUAGUAAUUUUUGAGUGGCCCUCCAAACCCAAACUUCACUCAGAACAGCCAACUAAUUGAUCAAUGCACAGCUACGAUAGUCGAGGGAGAAAGGUAUGAAUUAAAAGAUGGGAAAAGAUUUCUUUACUUCCCAAAUUAUUGAAUUGCAUGUGGAUGAAUACCAAGAAGGGCUUGAAUUGAGGAAUUCUUCGGCAGCUAGAGUGAAUGGGGCAUGAGAUCGAGGUUCCCAUCAUAAAUGUUCAUCAUAAGCUUUGAAGCCUUGCAUAUUGGAUGCUUAGAUUAGGAACGCCCCAGUCCCCUCCAAGUUUUUGGGCUUUUCCCUAAGGAUGGAUCGAUCUCACCACAAUAAGAGAAAUAGAAAUAGAAAUAGAAAUAAAAAUAAAAAUAAAAACAAAAAUAAAAACUAGAUUUGUUUCAUCAUCUUCCUCUCCCUCUUCCUCUUUCUCUUCCUCUUUCUCUUCCUCAUCAAGAAGGGAUAUCAAAUCCAAGUUUGAGAUUAAUAACAAGAGGAUCUUAUCUAUCUUGCAAUCCUCUUCUCUUUCUCUUCCUCUUCCACUCUAUUUACCAAAACAAACAUAAUCCUCCCAUCUUCCCUAUCACCCCGCAUACCAACCUCUUUACUUUUCUUUCAUCAGUCACCAAUCAAAGUCCAACGAGAUCCAACUUCAAGGUUGACUCAACAAUCACCAUCACCGAAAGAGAGACAGAGAGAGAGAGAGAGAGAGAGAGAGAGCUUAUUCUCUAAUCUCACUCCGUAAUUCCGGCUCUUCCGUCAACAGCUAGCUUUGAUCCAACCCCCAAUUAAUAAGUGCCGACGGUCUAUGGUUAAAUACUUCCAAACACAUCUCUCGGUAUUAAUCAUCGUACUGCAGUGGGAUCUGCAACUUACUCGCGUAUAACCUUUUAUAUCUAUCUAAUUAGCUUCCGUUCAACUUUCGACAGAAGACAAAACACACACAAACACAUAUUCUCAUCAUGUCGGCCCUCAAGAAGCGCCUCAGUAAAUUGAUCCCAGAUCGCAUGGGCAAGAGUAAUAACAAUAGCAACAAUUCGAGCAACGAAAAUGUUCCACAGCUUGCAGAUGGAAUUGAAGGUUCCUCUGGAUCCAAUGGACCAUUAUCAAGCACCCCUCAAAACAAUGGUGCUCAAACGCCAGAGCGAUCAAACUCCCGACGAGUGAGUCGAGAGAUUCUUGAGCAGAAUAAGGCGAGAAGAAGCAUGGAUAAGGAACGUGCAAAGGCCGAGAAUAAGAAGAAGCAAUCUCUGGCAAGAAUAGAAGAUGAGAAGUUCUUGAAAGAAGGUCCGGCAGCUCUCACACAACUUUAUCGACCAUACAGUAUGAUUCAAAGUAAACAUUGGAGACAUGAGGAGAGAGCCCUAUUCAAGAACAUCAAUUGGGCUGAAAUGGAUGGAAAAAUCAUUAGUUUCAGAGCUCGAAUGCAUACUUUGCGAAGAAUGUCUGCCAAAUUGGUAUUUAUCGUUUUCCGUCAACAGACUAUGACAAUUCAGGGAGUUUUGCAAAGCUUCAAACCUGAGGAAGAACAAAAUGAACAUGGCACAAUUUCCGAACAGAUGGUUAGAACUGUCGAACAUUACCCCGCCGAAACGAUCGUCGUUGUUCAUGCCAAAAUCCGAAAGUCCCUCCAAACUGUCAAGAAUGCUACAGUUCAUGAUUACGAAUUGCAAGUUUACGAAAUCCACAGAGUGGUUCCAUUGACUGAAAAUGUACCAUUCACAGUCUACGAUGCAGAAAAUAUCAACAGAGAAAAGGAAGUUGACAUGGAUGAUGAUUCUGGUGAUGAUUCGGUUGCAGCUAGUCAGCCAAUGUCACCAAUUUCCACAGAUACACCAAGAGGUCCUCCUUCUCGUGCUUCUACUGACCUUGCACGCAAUGCUUUUGCAAAAUUGGAUGAUAAGAAUUUGGAGAGUAGAACUUCUAUGGAUACAUCUCAUCACCAAAAACGAUCCCUCCCACAAAGAGUGAGAUUGAACAACAGAAUUAUCGAUUUACGAACAACUCCAGCCCAGGCAAUCUUCCGUAUCCAAUCGGGAAUUUGCAACCUUUUCCGAUCAUAUCUCGACACCCAAGGCUUCAUUGAAAUCCAUACACCAAAAUUACAAGGAGGUGCUACUGAAUCUGGUGCAACCGUUUUCGAGCUCAACUAUUUUGGAAGACCUGCCUUCUUGGCUCAAUCCCCACAAUUGGCUAAGCAAAUGUGUAUCGCAGCUGAUUUCGAGAGAGUUUAUGAAAUUGGUGCAGUUUUCCGUGCAGAAGAUAGUAACACACCACGUCAUUUGACCGAGUAUACUGGAUUGGAUCUCGAGAUGGCUUUGGAAGAACAUUAUCAUGAGGCUUUGACUCUUAUUGAUGGUAUGUUCAAGAACCUCUGGAAAGGAAUUUACGACCGAUAUCAAAAAGAAAUUGAUCUCAUUGACCAAUUUUACCCCCAUACCAAGGUCGAAUGGCUGGAUGAGACUCCCAGAAUCCCAUUCUCUGUUGGUGUGAAGAUGUUGGUAGAUUCGGGUUGGGUUGAAGAAGAUGGAAGUAUACCGUCGGAAACCGAGGAUCUCUCUACCCGAGCCGAGAUUCGUUUGGGUGCGUUGGUUAAGGAAAAGUAUCAUACUGAUUACUAUAUCCUCGACAAAUUCCCUGCUUCUGUUCGACCAUUUUACACCAUGCCCGAUCCUGAAGAUGAUCGAUUUACUAAUUCUUUCGAUAUUUUCAUGCGUGGUCAAGAAAUUUUGACUGGUGGCCAACGUAUUCACGAUGCUGAAUUUUUGGAAAAACGUAUGAAGCAAAAGGGUGUCAAGCCAGAAAGUAUGUCUGAAUACCUUGAAGGUUUCAGAUGGGGAGCACCACCUCACGCAGGUUGUGGUAUUGGUCUUGAGCGUCUUACAUACCUUUUCCUCAGUCUUGGCAAUAUUCGACUUGCAUCUCUAUUUCCAAGAGAUCCCAAAUCACUUCCAGCUGUACCUCCUACUCUGGUCCUUCGUCACGAGGAUGCAUCCACACUCCACCCAAUAUGGGAACAAGAAGGAAAGGAAUUCACACCCGAAUUACUCCCACCUUUGGAGAAGUUAAUUGCCAAUUAUGGUGAUGCAGCCAAUACCUCUUGGUUAGACAAGCGCUAUCACGUAUGGAGACAUUCGACUACUGGUGCAGCACAAGGUUAUGUCAUCCAUAACUCGUAUGCCAUUAUUGUUGGAGAGCCUCUUUGCGACAAAUCUCAAAUGCCAGCCAUCGUUUCUGCCUUCCUCAAUUACUUGAAUACCGAACAUAAGAAUCUCAAGCCAAUUUGGAUGAUUAUCGGUUCUCGUACCGAAGAAUAUCUUGGUGAAAAGUUCGGUUGGCGUACUUUGUCUCCAGCAGCCGAAGAACGUGCUGAUCCUCGAAAUAACCCCGCAGCUAAGGAUAAUGACUUGGCACGCAAAGUUCGACAUGCUGAAAAGGAGGGUAUCAAACUUCAAACUCUUCCAUUCAAUGAACCAGUUCCAGAGGACUUCAAAGAAAAGGUCAACGCACGAGUCCAAGAUUGGCACAAGAACAGGAAGGGUACCCAAGUUCACCUUACAGAAAUCAGACCUUGGCUUGACGAGGCUCAUCGUAAAUACUUUUACGCUCAAGGCCCUGAUGGAACUAUUCACGCUAUUAAUGUUCUUCAUCAACUCAGUCCUGAAAAUGGAUACCAAGUUAAAUUCUCCCUCGAAUUCCCGGGUGCUCCAUCUGGUACUGUGGAAUCUCUUCUCCUUUACUCAAUGAAACAAUUGAGCGCAGCAGAACCAGAUGUCAAACGUAUUACUUUUGGUACUGGUGCUCAAUCACAUAUUGAAGGUGGAAGAAACUUGGGCAAACAUAGAAUUAAGGCGUUGAAGAAGGCUUAUGAGACAAUCGUUAAGCAAGCAAGAUUAUUGGGCAAGAGUGAGUUCAGAGAGAAGAUGGGUACAUGGAAUGACGGAAUUUAUGUUGCAUAUCCUAAGGGUGGUUUGGGUGCUGGUGGUAUUAGAGCUUUGAUGGGUUUCCUUGAGGAAGAUGGUUAGAUUUCUCACCAUGGAAUUUCUAUUUGUGGAUGCGAAGGUGUGAGAGGGGGAGAUUGUGUGCCUGGGAUGAACUUAUAAUUCUUAAGCAGAAGAAAGUAAUUUCGUGAAGUGCAUUGGAUGACUGGGUUGGGAGAUGGAUGGACGGCAUGGAUGGAUGGGAAAGAUACCUACAUUGCUUUAUUUGUUACUCACUAGGGUUAUUUUCUUUGCUACCUUUCAUUAAUUGUUUGCCAUCGAUUGAGUCGAUAGUAAUUAAGUCGAAGGAAAUUGUAAAUAGAAUAUAACGGAUACACUAAUAGAUGAAUCAACAUGUAUUACCAAGUC